This is a messenger RNA of Osmerus eperlanus (European smelt), 1449 nucleotides long. It is a transcript of the gene ube2e3, whose product is annotated as ubiquitin-conjugating enzyme E2E 3 (UBC4/5 homolog, yeast). Gene Ontology annotation, molecular function: ubiquitin conjugating enzyme activity. The record is from RefSeq and is a predicted model, not a curated record. Gene Ontology annotation, cellular component: nucleus. Bases 165 to 794 code for a protein of 209 amino acids. The transcript has 6 exons. Gene Ontology annotation, biological process: protein K63-linked ubiquitination; protein K48-linked ubiquitination; protein K11-linked ubiquitination. NCBI's taxonomy places the organism in Eukaryota, Metazoa, Chordata, Actinopteri, Osmeriformes, Osmeridae.
AGCGCCCCCUUUCCGCCAUUGACCAAAACUACAGUCCUCGCUCUCCUUCCUACCCUCCAAUGUUCGCAGCUUGGCCGGAGACCGUCGUCUUCCCGGCCCCGUUUUCACCGGAUUUAUCUCCCUCCUACCAGCCCGGACCGAGACGAGAACACGACUAAGGGAGAAUGUCGAGUGACAGGCAGCGGUCAGACGACGAGAGUCCGAGCACCAGCAGUGGCAGCUCGGAUGCAGACCAGAGAGACCCCCCGGUGCCGGAGCCAGAAGACACCGAGGAGCGGAAACCACCCGCUCCUCCUCAGCAACAGAAGAAGAGCACCAAAUUGUCGAGCAAGACCACUGCCAAGCUGUCUACCAGCGCCAAGAGGAUCCAGAAGGAGCUUGCUGAGAUUACCUUGGAUCCUCCUCCCAAUUGCAGUGCUGGUCCGAAGGGAGACAACAUCUAUGAGUGGCGCUCCACCAUCCUGGGCCCCCCCGGGUCGGUCUACGAGGGGGGGGUCUUCUUUCUGGACAUCACCUUCUCCUCAGACUACCCCUUCAAACCCCCCAAGGUGACUUUUCGUACCAGGAUCUACCACUGUAACAUCAACAGCCAGGGAGUCAUCUGUCUGGACAUCCUGAAGGACAACUGGAGCCCGGCCCUCACCAUCUCCAAGGUGCUGCUGUCCAUCUGCUCCCUGCUCACAGACUGCAACCCAGCGGACCCUCUGGUGGGCAGCAUAGCCACUCAGUACCUGACUAACAGAGCGGAGCAUGACAGGAUAGCACGACAGUGGACCAAGAGAUAUGCUACUUAGUGGCACCAGCCUGGACCCUGGACCCUGACCCCCCUCGGACCCACCCCCCCUUGAUCCUCACCACCCCCACCCUGACCCCCGACCCUUGACCUUGUCCUGCGGCAAGGUGCGGCUCCGGGAUAGGAGGGAUAGGAGCUUCUCCAGCCUUUACAAUACAGACUUCUUCUUCUGUGUAAAUGUCCUUAUGGCUCUGGCCUGUGUUCACUCUGAGAACUGGGGACAGCGUCCCCUGCUGGUAAGCCCUGGCUUAGCAGAGGUUUGUAGAUGUAGAUUUAGUUCUGUUUCAAUGCCUACUUGCAAGUCUUGCUUCUUUGGGAUAUAUUCAACAAAAAAAAAUUGUGAUGUAUUAAGGAAACUAUUCCUUAAGUCAACCAAAUAUUAUGGUCCAUUUUAGUCAAAUUCCUGACCUGUGUGAAGCUCUCAAGCUGAACCUGGGGAGACGUAGAUGAGUAGCGAUGAUGAUGGGGAUGAAGAUGAUGUCAGUCCUAUGAAGCCCGACCCCUCCUCACCAGUCGUGUGUUACAAUGCUGUCGUGACUCGUAAUUCCUCUGUCAGUCUGUAAUGGAGAAACUUCCAGAAGGUUUUUUUUUUGUAGCUCAGCAGCGAUGAGUCUCCGGUGUAUCACCCAAACACAAUAAACACUACUGGAAUACAA